Gongylonema pulchrum is the source of this 1131-nucleotide messenger RNA. The record is from the annotation of a GenBank genome assembly. Lineage: Eukaryota; Metazoa; Nematoda; Chromadorea; Rhabditida; Gongylonematidae.
AUGGAUACAUACGAUACGAUAGCCAAUCAGCCGGUCGUUAUCGACAAUGGUUCGGGUGUGAUCAAGGCCGGUUUUGCCGGCGACCAGACGCCGAAAUGUCAUUUUGCAAAUUUUGUCGGACGACCGAAGCACAUCAGAGUGAUGGCUGGCGCCCUCGAAGGCGACUUAUUUAUUGGACCCAAAGCGCAAGAAUACAGGGGUUUAUUAGCACUGAAAUACCCAAUGGAGCAUGGCAUAGUUACCGACUGGAACGAUAUGGAACGGGUGUGGCAGCACAUCUACAGCAAGGAUCAAUUACAGGUUUUCCCAGAGGAACAUCCUGUGCUGCUUACUGAAGCGCCGUUGAAUCCGCUGAAAAAUCGUGAAAAAUCUGCAGAAAUAUUUUUUGAAACGUUUAAUGUGCCGGCGCUGCACAUUCAAAUGCAGGCCGUUCUCUCACUCUAUUCAACGGGUCGCACCACCGGCGUCGUUAUUGACUCGGGCGAUGGCGUAACGCAUGUGGUACCGAUCUUCGAAGGCUUUGCAAUACAACAUGGAAUUGAACGAAUGGAUGUGGCGGGGCGUGAUGUGACAAGAUAUCUUCGUCUACUGCUUCGCAAAGAGGGCGCGAAUUUUCAUCGUUCAUCCGAAUUUGAAAUUGUACGCGAAAUCAAAGAAAACGUGUGUUACAUUGCAGCAAAUGCUGACAAAGAAGAGGGUAGCGAAAACGAAAAGAAAGCAUACAAGCUUCCCGAUGGUUCAGUGCUUGAAAUCGGUCCUGCAAGAUUCCGUGCUGCCGAGGUGCUGUUUCGACCGGACAUCAUUGGUGAAGAAUGGCCUGGUAUUUCAGCAGCUCUUGAUAUGUCCAUAAGGAAAUGUGAAAUUGAUCUGCGCAAGAACUUGUAUAGCAAUAUAGUAUUGAGCGGAGGUUCGACGAUGUUUGCCGGAUUUGGUGAUCGAUUGUUGGCAGAAACGCGUCGACUGGCACCAAAGGAUGUGAAAAUUCGGAUAUCUGCGCCGCAGGAACGAUUAUAUGGCACAUGGAUUGGAGGAUCCAUUUUGGCCAGUCUUGACACAUUCAAGAAAAUGUGGGUUAGCAAGAAAGAGUAUGAGGAUGAAGGAAAGAAAGUCUUACACAGGAAGACAUUCUGA